GUUUGCAGCAGUUCACUCUUUGCUUUCGCUCUUUGCUUUCACGACCUGAACCAUUCUUCUCAGAGUCAACCAAUUCACACUCGCUUCUGCUAGUUCGAGUCCGUCUACUAAGAAAACGUCACCUUCAACUUGACCACAUUCUUUACCUGGUUUCGGGGAACCUUCCUCACUCACUGUUACUGUCUGAUAGCUUCAAGGAGGCAGCUUCGUUAAAAACCAUAUUUAUUCAAUCACUUCCAAAAACCAUGAAGACCACUUUCUUUUAUGCAGUAGCAUUUUCCGCUAUAGAGCUGGCUCUAGCGCAACCUCAUCACCAUGCACACCGCCACGCCCACAAACGCAGCCUUGUCACUACAGUUGAAAUCAAAACGGUGACGGCUUCGGAUGUGACGGUGUAUGUGGACGAAGCAGGCGAAACGCUGUCAUCGAACAUAGAGACACCGACCGUCACGUUUGAGGCUAUUUCAGAGACCACAUCCGAACCCUCCAUUCAAACCGCCGAAAUUUCAAGCGUCAUUCAACCUGAAAUAGCUACAAGUUCUAAGACUCAUGUUCCAUUAGUAGAGAAGUCUCUAGCACCGCCAGCUGUGACCCCCAAACCGAUCGGUCUGCCCAUCAGUGUUGCAUAUAUCCCGAGCUCUAUUCCCGCUGUACCUUUACCUCUGCCCUCAUCGUCAAAUAACUUCCCCUUGGGCAUUGCCUAUUCGCCUUUCCUUGUUGGAGGAUGCAAAACAAAAGAGCAGGUAGCGGCAGAUUUCCUUAGAAUGGGCGAAUUUGGUAUUGUACGCCUGUAUGGUACGGAAUGCAACCAGAUCGCAUCCGGGGUGGCAGCAGCUAAAGCAACGAACAAAAAACUCAUCGUCGGGAUAUACGAUAUCAAGCAGGUCGAUGCAGCAGUCAAGGUGAUCAAGAAUGAAGGAGGGGAUUUUUCCACGAUCAAGCUCAUCACGGUCGGAAAUGAGGGAAUCCUCAAUGGUCAUCAGGCGUCAGAGAUCGUUGCGGCGGUCAAAGAGGCGCGAACAAAACUCGCAGCUAUCGGAUACAAGGGUCUGAUCAGCUCAGUGGACACAUUCGGAGACACGAUUGCACACAAAGAACUGUGUGACAACUCGGACAUCACGACGGUCAAUGCUCAAGCAUUCUUCACGAAUACAGUCACGGCCGACCAGGCUGGACAGUAUGUGCGGGACAGAGUGAAUGAUGUCCGGAAUGUGUGCGGCAAAGACAAGCUAGUUGUGGUCACAGAGUCUGGCUGGCCGAGUUCAGGUGAUCCAAAUGGCGCAGCAGUUCCGGGCCGGACGCAACAGAGGAUGGCUAUUGCUUCGCUGAAAGAGAAGUUCAAGGACGGUAACAUGGUUCUCUUCUCUGCGUUCAACGACGAGUGGAAAACCGACACGGCCGCAACGUUCAACGCAGAGAAGCACUACGGGAUUCUGGACCAGUGAGCACAUCGUGCUUGCACUGUUGCUAUGUACUGGACUUGAGUUCUCCUGAUCCAGUUGAUAGAUAUAUUUUGUCCGCUGCAGGCUGAGAGUCUUGGACAGUUGAUCUGCUCGUCUCUUCUGCACUGCACUCUACCUAUUACCCUUUCUAGCGAGCGGCGCUCGACUGGUCGAGACUGACCUCGCGAC
Molecule: messenger RNA, 1631 nt
Organism: Pseudovirgaria hyperparasitica
Lineage: Eukaryota; Fungi; Ascomycota; Dothideomycetes; Acrospermales; Acrospermaceae
Product: glycoside hydrolase
Exons: 3
Coding region: 246-1445 (399 amino acids)
Biological process (GO): cell wall organization; carbohydrate metabolic process
Cellular component (GO): cell surface; extracellular region; fungal-type cell wall
Molecular function (GO): 1,3-beta-glucanosyltransferase activity; glucan endo-1,3-beta-D-glucosidase activity
Source: RefSeq, a predicted model, not a curated record